UUUCUUAAAGUUGAAGAGAAACAAAUGUUUUUUUAUUAAUUGUUACGUUUUAAUUGUCUAAAUGAUUAACUUUUUUUAUUCUUUUCUGAUUAGUUUCUAAUGUGAUUUCAAUUCUCAACUGUCCUUUAUUGAAAAUGGUAACCAUUUACCAUGAGAAACAGCGGAAACAAUUGUGUGCUCUUCAUUCAAUAAAUAAUCUACUCCAAGGAAAUUAUUUUAAUCAACAAGAUUUAGAUUCAAUUUGCUUAAGAUUAUCUCCUGAAAGGCAAAUCUUAAAUCCACAUCGAUCGCUUUUUGGUCUUGGUAAUUAUGAUGUGAAUGUACUAAUAACUGCUCUACAAUCAAAAGGUUUCGAAACGAUUUGGUUUGAUCAAAGAAAAGAUCCUGAUUGUCUCCAGUUUAAUCAUAUUCUUGGUUUCAUAUUAAACGUUGACAAUUCCAAAGUGGACAAUUCAAGUCUCUACAAUUGGAUUAACCCUGUUAAUUUUUUCACUUCCCGGAAACACUGGAUUGCUUUUAGAAAGAUUGAUGAUCAAUAUUAUAAUCUUGACUCUAAAUUAGACAAUCCGGAAAUAGUUGGACAGGAAGAUGAUAUGAUUAAACUACUGAAGAAAAUGUUGGCUCAAGGUGAUUGUCAACUUUUGGUGGUACAGAAAAAAUCAGAUCAACUAAUGAGUGACUUAUGAUCUUCAACUUUGAUCCAAGAGAUUGAGUAUUUUUCCUUGGAUAGAAACUAAUCUUCUU
Molecule: messenger RNA, 744 nt
Organism: Panonychus citri (citrus red mite)
Lineage: Eukaryota; Metazoa; Arthropoda; Arachnida; Trombidiformes; Tetranychidae
Product: josephin-2-like
Exons: 4
Coding region: 135-686 (183 amino acids)
Biological process (GO): protein deubiquitination
Molecular function (GO): cysteine-type deubiquitinase activity
Source: RefSeq, a predicted model, not a curated record